ACUUCGGUCACACUUCAACAUUUUGGAUUUUAUUUUCUGUGUGUUUUUCCAAAAUUUCCUCCGAUUCUGGCUCUAAGCUUUUGCGGUUUUUCUGAAAAUUGUGCGCACCUCCAUGCGAAUGCCGCACGGCGCGAUAGCAAUCACUGGAACUUGAUGCCCUACCCACAGGCAUGGCGGUCAAGGUGCAAUUCGAAAUUGGCCAUACGUCGAAGCUGCGCAGCAAGAAGACACCGCAUCCGCAGGCCUUUACGCACGACUGGGAGAUCUAUGUCCAGGGUGUAAACAAGGCGGACAUCAGUGCCUUUGUGGAGAAAGUGGUCUUUCUGCUGCACGAAUCCUUUCCCAAACCUAAACGAGUGGUCAAGGAACCGCCGUAUGCCAUUCAUGAGUCCGGCUACGCUGGCUUCCUACUGCCUGUUGAGAUUUACUUUCGCAACCGCGACGAACCCAAGCGCAUUGUUUACCAGUACGACCUGGUACUGCAGUCCAGGUCGUACUGGUAAACAAUGCAGUACGACCUGGUACUGCAGUCCACGGGUCCACCGCAGCACCACGUAGAAGUAAAGACGCAUAUUUUUGAAGCCCCGUCGGAGGAGUUUCGCACGAAACUUAUGCGAGGCGGUGGAGUGCCAGUGUUUGGAGCUAACAUCGGUGCCGGUAGUCUCGCCCGAACGCUUUCGCCCAGCGUUGGCAGCGGUGAGACGUCGCACAGUAAUGAGAUGGCUGGUGUCAAAGCCAAAGGCGUACCUGGUACAAUCUCCAUGAACGUGGAUUCGAAUACCGGCAAGAAACACAAGUCGCGCAGCGAGGAUCCCGGAAAGAGCAACGCCUUCUCUGCCCUCUUCGGUCCGCCCAUCACCAAGACCACCGUAAUGGCCAACAACAUGGCCCAGGUCCCUGUUUCCAAGCACUCUCCAGAGGCUAAAACCGCAGGCGUCGGUGGCAAGGGUGGCUUUCACGAGGGCAGGGAGAAGGCGAGCAAGGAUCGGGAUAAAUCCAGCGGUGGAGACAAGCCGCGGGAAAAGGACAAGAAGGAUCGGCAUGGUCGCGACAAAGACCGAAAGUCCAGCAAGUCCGGCGAUGGCAAGCACGAACGGGAUAAGGAGAAGUCCAAAAAGGAUAAAUCACGGGACAAGGAGCGUGAACGCGAGCAAAGCUCAGGCAACACCCCUUCUGCCAGCGCCCUAACGGUGAGUACUUCUGUGGGCACAGCUGGAGGAUUGGUUAAACACACAGCUAGCCCAAAGCCUGGAAAGCCAAACGAAAUGGGUGCGCCCAGUCCCAAGAAGACGGCAAAUGAUUUAAGCGUCGGUGCGGCAGCACCUGCUUCCCGUUCCAAAGAGCGCGACGAGCACAAGUCCGUCAAGUCCGAGUCCAAGGACAAGGAGCGGAGCUCCAGCAAGAAAUCCAAAAAGGAGAAAAAGGAUAAGGACAAGGAGCGCGAUCGCGAUAAGCAGCGCGAUGAGAGCAAAGACAAGCGAAUGCCCAAAGAAGAGCGUUCUGGCCAGUCCGACAGUCCGGCCGCCGGAAAUCUUCAAUCUGCCCACCUGCAGCAGCAAUCCCAGGUGGCCAGUACCGGUAAGGCCACGCCCACAUCGGUUGGCAGCAAUAGCAGCAGCAGUAUGGUCUCUAGCAGUGGCAAGCAAAAAGAGGAGGCCACGGGCAAGCAUUCCGAGAAGGGGGCAGACUCCAAGGGUGAUAAGACCACAAGCAAUGGAAAUGCGACAGACACCAAGAAAUCGCACAAGCACAAGAAGAAGGACAAAAGCAAGGACAAGGAAAGGGAGCGCAACGAUCGGGACAAGGACAAAGACAAGGAGCGUGACAAAGAUAAGCUGAAGGAAAGGGAGAAGGACAAACAGCAUCUGACCGGCUCCGAGAAGUCAUCGGCUGUCGAGCCAUUGGCCAAAAUAGAGGGGGCGAGUCCUGCCACCGAGGGAGGGGCGCCGGACAAGACCCUUGCUAGUGCUACUGCCAGCAGCGGCAGCAAGAAGGAGAAGCACAAAAAGUCCAAGGAGAAGUCCUCUGGGAAGGAUGAGAAGCGCCAACGGGAGACCGGCGAUAAGCAAGCCGAUCCCAAGCACACUGGAAAGCAGCAGUCACAGUCGGGUCAGACACAGAACAAAACUCCCAGCAACCUGGAUCUUAGCGAUAUGGACUCAGCCCAGUCGGCGCCGGAUCUAGCUGCCACCAAUGCUCUGGCUGCUGCAGCAGCUGCCACCCUCCAACACUCGGACAGCUCCAACAGCAGUUUUCCCGACCUACCCGCCAGGAGUAGCAGCCAGCAGAAGCCGACGAAGGGCACUACCGCAUCCGGCAAGGAGGCAAAGUCUGCUGGCAAGGAACACAAGGGCAAGUCGAAGCAAAGCGACAAGAACCUUGAAAAAAACAGCGACAAGAUUGAAAAGCCAGACAAGACUCCGGACCCCAAACUGGAGAAGUCCGAGAAGUCGGAAAAAGAGGAGAAGAAGCGCAAUCGAAGAAGCUCACAAAGUAGUAACAGUGGCAGUGGCGCAGGAGUCGCCGGUGCUUUCAUUGAACCUCCUGUUAAGGCCUCAAAAAAGGAGCAGAGUAAGGCGGCAGGCGAAAAAUCCAAGUCGCCCUCGCUGCGUCCAGCUAGAGAAACCAACUCCACAGGCACUGGAGCCGGGACGCCCAAUGCGGGAUCCGGAUUUCUUGCUCCGCCAUCAUCUUCGCCCAGCAACAACCAUAGCGCAGCUAUAGCGGCUAGCUUGAAUAAUAAUAAUAAUAUCAACAACACAAACAGCAACAGCAGCCAUUCGCCCGGCGAGCUACUGACGCCCGGCCAGCUCCAGCUGCCCACGGAGUAUUUGAGCGAGCUCCAGGAGCUUCACCACAAGAUUAUGACGCUGCAGGACAAUGAGGAGUUGCAGCAGGUGGUAGAGAUGAUCGCGGCCACCGGCUGCUACGAGAUCACGCACAAGACGUUCGACUUCGACCUGUGCAAGCUGGACCGCGGCACCGUGCAGCGCCUGCAGGAGUUCCUGGCGACGUCGGUCUCGUGACACUCCCUGACCUCCGCGCCUGGCCCGGCUCUCUACAGCUAGACGAUGCACAAACCCCUCAUGCACAUAACCAAAUCAUUAAUCUUAAAGUUAACGAUGUAAGCCAAAUGCAAAUGAACUUGGCUCGCACACAGCCUCAAUUCCCCAAGCUAGAUCGUAAGUUUUUUGGCCCAAGGGGCCCACAAGACCCGACCGAUUUCGUUUUUGAAAAUAUUGAAGUCGUCCUUUAGUUUUUGAGACUCAUUUGUUUUAAGACUCAUUUCUUUUAAGACAUAUCUUAAAUUAUUUUGGAAUCCUAUUCGACUCUAACUAGACGAUUAUAACGUUCUACGCAUUUGCUACGCUAUUUUUUUAAAAAUAUUUUUUAUUAAUUUAAAAAACACUAGUUUACACCAAGAGUGUACCUCUUUAAAACCUUGUUCCCCUUUUAUGGAGAUCUUGAACACACUCUAUAAAACGCAAAUGCAACUAUGGUUCAUUGAACUCUAUGCAAUAAUUAUAAAUAUUAUCUAUAUUUAAUGACCGUUUCAAAGUCAGCUGCCCGUAUUUUAUGUUAAAGGUUUUAAGGUACUCACCAAAAAGGUAAAGUUUGUAAACUAGUGCUAAAAUUUUGCGAAUAAACCACUACUUUUGUACGAUAUUUACGUACUUACUUUUCGUUUGUUUUUAGUUCCUCCUAAAUUUACCCAAUAUAUCAUAGUUUCAAGUAUUAUAGUUAACCUAUCUAAGAUAAGAGGCCUAUAUAACCAAAAAAUGUGCGCAGUGUAUUUUAGUCUACGGUUAAUCUGCCUAAGCGAUCUAAACAAAAGUGAAAUAUUAACUCUUACUUAAGAAAGGGAUUAGCAUCAGCCUUGAAAUAUAUGAGGAUAUAUAUAUAUA
Molecule: messenger RNA, 3905 nt
Organism: Drosophila teissieri
Lineage: Eukaryota; Metazoa; Arthropoda; Insecta; Diptera; Drosophilidae
Gene: ear
Product: protein AF-9
Exons: 3
Biological process (GO): regulation of DNA-templated transcription
Cellular component (GO): super elongation complex
Source: RefSeq, a predicted model, not a curated record